Molecule: messenger RNA, 2310 nt
Organism: Owenia fusiformis
Lineage: Eukaryota; Metazoa; Annelida; Polychaeta; Sabellida; Oweniidae
Source: the annotation of a GenBank genome assembly
GUUCUGUGAAUAUUUGGAAUGGAACAUAGCGGGUGAUCAGUAGUGUAUACGUAAAGUAACAUUAUUAAUUGUUCACUAUCUAAUGAACACAUAGACUAGUUAAUAAUCUGAAUGCCGAUGAAUCCUCUGGAAUAAUAAGCGCAACAUGAUUCUGAGCUGAGAUUCUAAAACAAAACGUUUAGGAGACAAGCUUCGGAUAUGAUGAUUGUAAAUAUGUGUCUUGACUGGAAUAUACGGCUUGGAAUAUACGCGCUGGUCGUCAUAUCAUACACAGAGUGUAUUGCCAGUAAAACCAACACCCACUUGAAAAACAAGUACCAAACAAAUCCCUACUAUCAACCAAUCAACAGCAACGACCCACUUCGCGGAGAGAGAUCAAACGAGUACAUGAUAAAGAGAAAGAUAUUUGUUGGAUACGACAAAUCUAGUCGACCUGUAAGAUAUGAUAACAAUACGAUUGAGACGAACAUAGCAAUGUCAUUGUACCAUAUAUUGGAUACGAAUGAGAAGUUUCAAACGCUGUCUGCCCUUGUCUCAUUGCGUCUGCGAUGGCGAGAUGACUAUCUGCAUUGGAACGAAACGGAGUUUGGAGGAACUAAAACAAUUUGGGUUAAAGCAAACAGAAUCUGGACCCCUGAUAUUUUCAUUUUCAAUUUUGCAGACGAUAGCUUUGACGACUUUAUGAAUACAAACGCCAUUAUUUCAUCCAACGGCCAUAUACUAUGGAUGUUCCCGGCGGUCAUCAAAAUAUACUGUACCUUGAAUGUACAAUAUUUUCCUUUCGAUCACCAGAAAUGCAGUAUAGUAUUCAUAUCCUGGACAUAUAGUGGAUUUGAACUGAAUCUCAUAAAGGAUAAAGAUUUCAAAAAUAUGGUCUACUACAACUCUGAGAAUCAAGAAUGGUAUGUUGAUAGGAUAUCUGUUGAACGUCACGAGAAAUUCUACGCAUGUUGUGAGGAGCCAUACCCGGAUGUUACGUUUACUAUACACAUGCGCAGAAGGAGUUUAUUCUACAUUGUAAAUUUGAUAUUUCCAUGUGUGCUCAUAUAUGGAACUUCAUUUCUCGGAUUUUUCCUACCAGUUGAAUCAGGGGAGAAGGUGAAUUUGGAAAUUACAAUCCUGCUAGCCCUCGUUGUGUUUCUUCUGUUGGUCGGGGAAACCCUUCCACCAACACCCGAUGCUAUACCCGUUCUCGGGAUUUUAUAUGGUACUACGAUGCUGAUGGUGUCUGUUGCUUUAGUGAUGGCUGUCAUAGUAACAAAUAUCUACUUGCGAAAAGAUUCCGGGAGAAAAGUCCCGCGCUUUAUCAUGCGCCUCCUAGUUGGAAGGGCACGUACCUCAUUAGACAUUAAGAUCAGAAAUGAGAACAACCUCCGUAACCUUGAGAACCAUAAUGACACUAAACUCGGAUGUGAAUCUCACAGAGCAGACUUUGAAGUUGAUACUUUAUCAGAUACUAGUGAAAUGGAUGCUUUAACAUGCUCCUGUACGUGCGCUGGAAGAUGUUGUCCAGAGGCAGAUAAAAUGAAAAAGGAGCCAGACCCCAGGACUAUGUAUGAAUGGGAGCUUUUGGCAAAGUGUGUAGAUAGAAUCUUUUUCUGGGUAUUUUUACUGUCAAGUAUAACAGCUUUAUUGGCAAUGUUUUGUAGGAUACCAUUCGGACCAGAAAUACCAUGAUUUGACAUCCUGACGAUUUUGGGAUGUAUCUUACAGUGGAUAAUGUUCCGCUGUUCUUUGCGAUCAUCGUGGAUGAUUUUGCGAUGUUGAUGGAAACACUUCGCAGAAGCGAAGAUAGCAAAAUUUCGGAUGUUAUUAUUUAUCCAAAGAUUGUUUGUAUUACAUUGAGAGAUCCCAUCCACGUUAUGUAGUCUCUCAAAUCUAGUAGAAUUGAAAUAAUCAGCAUAGGAUGAACAGGGUUGUAGUUGUCACGAGUGUGAGUUCUUAUUGUAAGGAACAAUCUCGACAUCUAUAAUAAUGUACUGGAUGUACAGCGAGUGGGUUAUUUUGGACUUAUAGAUCAUGGUAUUGUCAAGAAGAAUACAGAAUGUAAUAUUGAUGCUUGUUGCCAAUUCAUGAUUGAAGAGAAAAUCAUGAAAAUACAUGAGGAUAUUUAGCCGUAUAACAGGAAGGAGUUCGCCAAUUAUUGAGAGCCGAUUAUUAAAGAAUCACGUAUCAUUCUAUAUUGAAAUAUAAACGCAUGAGUGUAUGUACUAACCAAUCUACAUAAUGCACGAAGGCGAAAAGGCGAAGCCUGGGUGCUUUAUCACACAAAUGUUUUUAUAUUUCCAAUAUAGAAAAAUACAUGAUUCU